Messenger RNA from Notodromas monacha, 582 nucleotides. Lineage: Eukaryota; Metazoa; Arthropoda; Ostracoda; Podocopida; Cyprididae. The record is from the annotation of a GenBank genome assembly.
UUGUUGCCGAGUCAAAUCCGGAUCCGCGUGGGUGAAUACGACUUCUCGAACGUGCUGGAGGUGCAUCCGUUCCAGGAGCGCUCGGUGACCAAAAAGGUGGUGCACCCCAAGUACAACUUCUUCACCUACGAAUACGACCUGGCCCUGGUGAAGCUGGAGAAACCCGUGGACCCGAUGCCGCACGUGGUGCCCAUUUGUCUGCCGGGUUCCGACGACUUGCUCAUCGGCGAGAACGCCACCGUCACCGGCUGGGGCCGACUCAGCGAAGGCGGCACUCUUCCUUCUAUCCUUCAAAACGUCCAGGUGCCAAUAGUCAGCAACGAAAGAUGCAAGGACAUGUUUCUUUCGUCUGGAAGACAUGAGUUCAUACCAGACAUAUUCCUAUGUGCUGGGUAUGAGAAAGGUGGCCGUGAUUCUUGCCAGGGAGAUUCUGGAGGUCCUCUGCAAGUGAAGGGCAAAGACGGGCGCAUGUUUUUAGCUGGAAUCAUCAGCUGGGGUAUCGGAUGCGCAGAGCCGAACCUGCCGGGGGUUUGUACCCGGAUAUCCAAGUUCCGGCAAUGGAUAGUCGAAAACGUCACAUAG